This is a messenger RNA of Pelagomonas calceolata, 1728 nucleotides long. Lineage: Eukaryota; Pelagophyceae; Pelagomonadales; Pelagomonadaceae. The record is from the annotation of a GenBank genome assembly.
GACUCCGGUCCGCUGCGCUGUGCUACUGUGCUUAUCUACGGUCCGGGCUGCAGCAUUGACGGCGGGCCCUGGCACCCCAGACGCCCCAGCGGCCUCGAGCUCGACAGCUUCAGCGCUGCAACGUCUCUGGGCAGCACAGCGGCCACAGGAAGAUGCGGGCAGCCCUCCUCUGCGCGGCCUGGGCAGCGGUCGACGGACAGACUCCGGGAGAGUAUUUCUACAAGCUCCGGGACAAGGACAUCGAGGCCACGCCGCCCGAGGACCCGCGGCUGGGCGGCUUCGGCGCGCCCGGCGACGUGGGCCAGGAGGCCAUGAACGCCCUGAACUGGGGCGAGCACGAUAUUGAAGCGGUAAGAUUAACGUCGCGGCGGCUGGGCCACGGCUUCGACGCCUCUCCCGAUAGACCGAGGCCCCGCGCGCGGGCGUUUCACGCUACUGGAAUAAUUGAGGACAAGUUCUUCGUGUUUGGUGGUGUCGGAAAAGAUGUGACGGACGGCGGCCCGCUACUUUUAAAUGAUCUGCACUUUUACGACCAACAAAGGGGCGGCUGGAGCGGCGAAUUGAAGAGGACGAGCUGCUGUCGUGAUGGCGCGCCCUUCGACGCCCUUGGUAUAAGACCAUCACCUAGGGCGCACGUCGGGAGCGCAGUCGUCGGUACACAACUGUGGAUCUACGGUGGUAUUGGCGACGCGUCAGGUGUGGAGAACGACGUCCUGGGCACGGCGCGGCACGCUCUCGCCAACAGCAACAGAACGCUCGGCGACCUCCACUUUUAUGACGACGAGAGCGCCACGUGGUCGGGCCACGUCGCGGCCGCGGGCGCGAAGCCGGCGCCGCGCUUCGGCGCCGCCAUGGCCGCGUACGGCGACUUGCUGGUGCUGUUUGGCGGCUUCGACGGCGACGGCGCGGCGCGCAACGACCUCCACCUCUUCAACACGACGUCACGCGCGUGGCGCGCCGCGCCUCCUCCAUUGUACGGCCGCUUGCCCGCGCCGCGCGGCCACGCGCCCUUCGCGGCGUCCUACGCACAAAGUACGCGCCCGGCGUACGGCGGUUUUGUGGAUGACGUGCUCUACGUCUUCGGCGGAUCCUCAAGAGCCGUCGACGCCGGCGUGUCUCAUCGACAAGCGGCGAUGGCGCUUUCAGAAGAUACCUGGAUGGUCAACGUCGCACAAUUGGCGUCCACGGUGCCUUCGUUAAACUGGACGCGCCUGGCGGAAAAAGGAGCAAAGCUGGCGAUGGGCGAGGACCGCGAGGGCGCCGCGCGCUGCGCGCACGAGCUGCACUCGCCCCGGGAAGGAGUGGUGUACAUAAUAGCGGGCCUCGACGCCGACGGAAAAGCUGUGGACCAGCACGCUGCUUUAAAAGUGGGGGAGGGCAUUUGGGAGGACGUCACCUACCAGACGCGGCCGGCGCGGCACGCGCGGUACGGCGCUUCAUCAUCAGCGACGGGCAACGACGACCGCUUCGUAUCAAACCAUGCCGCGCGGUUGGCGGAGACGGGCCGCGACGACCGCCUCUUCCGCUUCGGGGGCUACGACCAGCGUCACGAGGUGACGGACUACUUCGAGGUCUUCGUGCCCGACAUCCACCGCAAAAUUCCGGACGUGUACCCGAAUUCAGAUAGGACCGUCGCCGAGGACCUCGACACGGGGCUCGCCGCGUACCACGCGCUGACCGUGUCCUACCCGCAUUCGCCGUACGGGUUAGGAUAAGGAGGAGUGACCC